Hemiscyllium ocellatum (epaulette shark) is the source of this 1673-nucleotide messenger RNA. RefSeq names its product mucin 5e (gene muc5e). Gene Ontology annotation, cellular component: extracellular matrix. The record is from RefSeq and is a predicted model, not a curated record. NCBI's taxonomy places the organism in Eukaryota, Metazoa, Chordata, Chondrichthyes, Orectolobiformes, Hemiscylliidae. The transcript has 12 exons. The coding region runs from base 14 to 1558 and encodes 514 amino acids.
CUGUACGAUACCCAUGAAACCGACAUGUUACAGUCAAUUAGACCCCAUCUCUGUCCCAACUGAAGAUGGCUGCUGUUCGACAUGGGACUGUAAUUGUAACUGUGAAAUAUGGGGGAGAAAACAUUAUCAUACCUUUGAUGGAAUAUACUACAAAUUCCUCGAAGAUUGUGCAUAUGUUCUCGUAGAAGAAAAGGUUCCAAGAUACAAUUUCUCUGUGAUACUUGAUAACUCUGACUGCAAUAAAGAAAGAUCCAAGCGCUGCCAUAAAUCGCUCAUUAUUAACUACAGUGGGCAUAUCAUUAAUUUUUCAGCUAAAAACCGACAAAAGCCCAUAGUAACUGUUGAUGAAGUCAAAGUGAGUUUUCCAUAUCAUGCAGAAGGAUUUCAUAUUACAAAAAAUUGCAAAAAAGUAACCAUUUCUAUUCCUGAUAUUCGAACCACAAUCACUGGCAAAAAAAACAACUUCCACAUUCAAGUACCAGAACAGUACUUCUUAGACAACACCCAAGGACAAUGUGGUUCGUGUUCUAGAAAUAUAAAGGAUGAAUGUGUAAGAAAGAAUGGAAAGAUAGAACCAGAUGACUGCUGUCACAAAACUGCAUUGGAUUGGAAAGUUGAUGAUCCUAAUAAGCCACGUUGUCAAGCAGCUCCUACAAAUGUGUCUUGUGAAGUGCCUCCUACUGUCCCUCCAUGUGAAUCUGGGAAAACUGUGUGUGAUGUCCUAUCAGGAGUGACUUUCAAAGAAUGCAAUGCAGAAAAACAACUGAGUGAUUACAUCACGGCAUGUCUGGAAGAUCAUUGUGCCGUGAAUUCUACAGAGACAGACUGUUCUAGCCUGGAAGCUGCUGCCAAGUCUUGUAUUGCAGCAGGGAAAUGUGUUGACUGGAGAAACUCAACAAACGGAUUAUGUCCACACAACUGCACAGAGGGAUUCAUCUAUAAAGCCUGCGCCAAAUACAAUCAUGAUUAUUGUAAGGACGGUGAGAAGAAAUCUGGGGAGAGAUUUUCUGAACACAUUGAAGGCUGCUUUUGUGAAAAUGGAUUAAUGCUAUCUGAGGAUGAAACCGGAUGUGUUUCUUCAUGUGCUAGAUGCAAAGACUAUGCAGGAAACGUGCGAUACGAAGGUGACCAUUGGUCUCAUCCCAAUGAUACAUGCAUUCACUACACAUGUAUAGGAGAUGCAGUAACAGAGACAAAAAUAACAUGUUCAUCUCAUCCAGACUGUGAUGAGGCUGACAAAACAUGGGACAAUUAUCGAUGCUGCUAUUCCUGUCCUAACAAAUUGACACAAUGCAAGGUGAAAAGUAAAAUGAUUAGCAUUGGAGACGGUCCAUGUUCAGAGACCAUUGAGGUGAAAGCAUGUGAAGGAUAUUGUAGCUCAUUUGCUAUAUUUGAUCCCAAAACAAAUGGCAUGAAACAAACAUGUGACUGCUGCCAGGAGGAAAACACUGAGGAAAAACAAAUAAGUCUGACCUGCCCCAAUGGGGAAUCUCAAACAUACACCUACAUUUCUGCCAAAUCAUGCAAAUGCAAAACCUGCAAAGGUGAAAACGCUUAACGUUGUGAUCUCAAAGCCUGACAACUGGAUAUAAUUUGUGCAACAAACGUAGAUGUUAAAAUCUGAAACAUUAUUCUUCAUAAUUUCUAUUUGCUUGGUUUUAAUGUUGUUUAAC